This is a messenger RNA of Drosophila albomicans, 7838 nucleotides long. Its product is annotated as muscle M-line assembly protein unc-89. Lineage: Eukaryota; Metazoa; Arthropoda; Insecta; Diptera; Drosophilidae. Bases 336 to 7706 code for a protein of 2456 amino acids. Gene Ontology annotation, cellular component: transcription factor TFIIIC complex. Gene Ontology annotation, molecular function: protein binding. The transcript is spliced from 10 exons. The record is from RefSeq and is a predicted model, not a curated record. Gene Ontology annotation, biological process: transcription by RNA polymerase III.
AUAAUCGCUUGCCAGUGUUGCUCUGAGUACUUGAUAAUCAACAAUCAAUUGAUAGACAUCGAUGCAUCGACCUAUCGAGCUGCACAUGCUUCAGUCAUUUGUAUUUCGUACAAAAAAUGGUUAAAAAAAUUAAAACUCUUGAUAAUCACAAAAUAAGCGUGUAUGAGAAAAACAAGUGGUUUUCAAAAAGUGUAGAAUUUUAAAAUUUCGUUGUGAUUGAAAAAGUGUCGUUAAGCAAAUACAAAGAAAUACUUAAGUACGCAUGUAAAUUGUGAAAAUUAUUAACAUUUUGCUGCGUAAUUGUUGCUGACUACAAGUUGAAACAACCAAUUGAAAUGGAUAAAGAUAGUUUUAAAGUACCGCACGGAGUGGUCAAUUCAAACCACGCUAGAAACGACCAACCAAAAGACAACAGCAACAAUAAUGCGAUGCCCUCGCAGUCGCCGUCGUCGUCAACGCAGGCGUCGCCUUCGACACAGCCUAAAAGAAUUAUCAAUAAAAUUCCAUUGGAUUUCACAAAAUUAAAACAGGCUGGCUUAGACAGAAAGCUGGCGGAAGCAUUGAGCAAACAACAAAAUUUGUCAGCGGUAAAGAAAAUUGCAUCAGCAACAACAACGUUGUCGCCGUCGCCAAGCUCUGCUUCCGUCACUGCCGCUGCCUCUGCUACAACACUAACAGCGACGGCGACAGCAUCCUCAAUACAAAAGCAAAAGCAACGUGAUCGCCCACCUGCUAUUUUGCCUACUAGAAAGAAGCAAACGUCGAAUUUAGUUGCUGUGGACGAACAAUCGUUGCAGAUAAAAGCGAUGAUUAAGAAUAAAAUACUUAACAAGAUGACUAAAAAUCAUGAAGCAAACGCAACAACAACCACGACAACGACACCAGCAACUCCGGAAGUUAACACGAACGCAGCAAGGAGUUUUACUUCGCCCAUCGCAAAAGCGGAUGUGACUGCGCGUCCUAAGCUGCUGCUCAACUUGGUUAAUCAAUUGCCCAAGCAUCGGGCAAUGUGCGGUGUCAGUCGACAGGCACGUCAACAGCCAACACCAACCACAUCUCAACCAAUGACAUCGUUAUCACCAUCACCAUCGCCAUCCACACCACAGCCUAAGCAACAACAGCCAGUUUCUCCGCCAGUUCCAACUUCGAAACCAUUGAUUGUGCUGGAGAACAAGGUGUUGGCGCCCAACGAAAAAAUCGAUCUCAAUGAUCUGCGACUGUCCAAAGGAGCGCCUAUUGCGCUGCCGCCAAAGGUCGUGAAUGCCCCGGAAUCGGAGAGUGUCAAGAGUGCGCCGCGCAUUUUGCAAUUGCCUGGCUCGGGUGCCAAGAAGGUCAUCUUGAAUGCCCAUAAGCUGAAAAUGUCGCGUGAGCAAAUCUCUCAAUUGGCCAAGCAGAUUAGCAAACAGGCGGAACAACAUCCAGUUGCCAAGCCCAAAGCAGAUGCACCUCCAAUUCUACAAGACAUCCCUGCAGCGAUAGAACAACAGACGUCGCUGAUAUCGCCGGUCGUCGAAGAAACUGAAGGUAAGAGGAGGGCUAGGCCUUCGUUAAAUGCGCAAUCUUCUUCAUCAGAUGCAGCUUCAAUUUCAAGCAUUAUUCAAGACAUCCCUGCACCCUUAGAGCUGCAGACAUCGUUGAUAUCACCAGUCGGUGAAGAAACUCCAGCUAAGUGGAAAGACAAGCCCUCAUUAGAUCCACCCCCUAUGCCAUCACCAUCACUCUCCGCCGUGGAUUUUAUUGCACAGCUAAAGGCAAGCAACUCCAUCAACUACAUGGAUCUAUCAGCCGAGGAGAUGAGCAUGAAUGCUUUGUUUAUGGGUUGCGAAACUCCCACUUCUUCAGCAACUCCAGAAGCAUCGUUUUUAAAAGUUCUGAAGUCACCAUUUAUACCAACGCCUGCUUCAACUCCUGAACCAAGUUCAACACCCACAUUUCCAUCAACUUCUGCAUCAAUUCUUGAAACGAUUCCCGCACCAAGUUCUCCUGUUCUUUCAUCCUCUUCUGCCACGAUUUCUGAGGCAUGCAAUGCCGAGGAUGAACUGCCGAUUGGCAAGAUUUUGCAAAUGGAUGACAUGGAUAUUCUGCAUGCAACAAUGAAUGUGAAUGAUAACGAACCGAAUGUAUUGUGCAUUAGUCCAAAUGCAAUUAAACUGCAAACAAGUCUGUUGAUUGCAGAGCCAAUUAUGGAGACAGAUACCACAGUCUUAGAAAGCCAGAGCAGUUUAUCAACUACUUCAACAGAGGUGGUAACAACGCCUCAAGAGGAGCCCAAGAAGGUGGAGGAAAUGCCAACAACUCCAGUUGAGAAUAAAGAGGAAAAACCAACAAAUACGCGGCUGCCUUUUAGAUCCAAAAAGGGCAAAAUAAAUUUGGUGCAGCGUAAUAAAAAAGCUAGUGUUGCAAAAAAUACCAAUAUUAAACAAGCUGUAAAAAAGGUUGAGGAGGAGACUGAUGCAGCCGACGGAACAGAGAUGGAGAUUAAUGUUAAUUUUUCCGAGAAAAUGGAGGAGGAGGAACAAAUUGUAGGAAAACAUAAUAACAACAUAUUCGAAGAAGAAAAUGAAGAAAUUGCGCAUAAGAAAAGAAAAACUAAUAUUCAAAAUGCUAAUGAAAGCGAAGUAAUUGUUAAAAAUAAUAUUAAAAAAGCUAAUGAAAGCGAAGUAAUUGUAAAUAAUGUAGUUAAAGUUAAUGAGAAGAAAAUUACAGAAGUUGUAGAGGACCAAAGAGUAGAAAACACCAAAAUUAAUAUUGAAACAACUUCUGAAACCAGAAAAAACGAAGAAGUUGUUGAGCCUAACGAAAAAUUGGCAAAUAACGAAAUAAAUCAAGUUAAUUUAAAUUCAACCAUGGAAAGUAAUGAAUGUGCAGAGGAAACAAAUGCAGAAUGUUUAGAAAAAGCAGAGGAAAAGGAACCGAAUACAACGCUGAUCUCACCAAAGAAGGAGCUUAAUAAUUCUGUUCAAACGACUGAAGAAACGCCUUUAAAUGUCAACAGGGAAAAGAAUCUAUCGCAGCUAUAUCAUCCACCCAAAAUGACAAGGUCUAAGCAAAAGUUAAACAACACUGAUGUCAACAAAAGCGAGGAAAACCCAACAUCAUCCUUGUCUCUUAUGGAGGUGCUUUCCCAAGAGGAACCACAGCCUCAGGGAGAACCGCAGUUGCCAUUUCGUCAAGAAGCCGUAAAUUCAGCGAGCGUCGAAAAAGCGCCAACGGAAGCCAAGGGUAUUCAAAAUUUGUUGAAACACUUGGCAGCCGAAAAUGUUGUGCCUCUAAAUAAAGAGAGUAAGGAUAACAAGGAGACCAAGUCUGAGGAGCCGGCCAAAGCGCCCAGAAAGAAGCUGUUGAAAACAAGACCCGUGUUGAAUGCGAAAAGAGCAUCCAAGGUUGUGCCAUCAAAGACAGAAGCGUUGCAUCCGCGAAAGAGAGCUUUGCUAGUGGAAAAUAAAACGAAUGGAGCGCAUCGAACAUCAAGUACGAGCGAUGAUGAGAAUAUCAUGUUUCAUGGUUUCGAUGUAGAAGCUGGCACCAGUAAAAGUGUGUCGAGUUUAAGGCAUACUGGAACGGAUAUUAGUGACGAUGCCACGCCCGAUUACGAUGAGACGGAGGAGGAUCCGCAGCCAGAGUGCGAAUCGGUGGCCAAGAGACCAAGGACUGACCCGGCACCAGCCGAGAAGCAGCUUGAGGCAAUCCCCGAGCAGAUUGACAAGGAAAAGGCUGAAGAAAUCCCAGAGCAGAUCGACAAGAAGGUGAGCCAAACCUCUGAGCAGCUUGGUAGCGAAAAUGUUGAAUUAAUAUCAGAACAGAUCGAAGAGGAGGAGAGACAAAAGACCACAGAUCAGCUUAAUAGAGAUACGACUGAAAUUAUAACAGAGCACAUUGAUAAGGACAAGGAUGAAACAAGCAUAGAGCAAAAUGAUGAGAUCAAACAAAAAGUAUUUGACGAGCAAAACGACAAAGAUUCAGAGGAGAUGAAUAACUCGGAAGCUACAGCAAUUUCCGAACCCAUCGACAAGGAAGAGAUUGAAGUAAUUCAAGAACCAAUAGAGGACAGAAAGCUUAAAGCAAAACGAAACCAUCCAGUCAACAAGAAAAAACUGAAGGAUACACAAGAGAUUGCUAAGGCAGAAGUUGAAGCAGUUCUCGAUUCAAUAGAAGCAAUUACAGAGCCGAUCGACGAGAAUAAGCCUAAAAAAGAACCAAAGCCGACCAAGCAGAAAUCUAAGAAAUCUGUUAAAGAUCAAUUGAAUAAUGAAGCGAUAGAAACAAUCACACAGGCCGUUGAUCAAUCUCAACCAAUUUCAGAGGAACAAGUCCCUAAGCAGAUAGAUAAAGAAGUGCCGCAAGCAAUCCCAGAGCUUAACGAACUUCAAAUAAUCUCAGAGCCAAAUAAGCCUAAGCUAAAAGUUGUUCCAAAGCAGAAUAACAAGAGAAAGCAGAAGAAAACAGAGAAGAAACACGAUCAAACUCUAGAAAUAGACAAUCAGGUUCAACAAAUCCCAGAAGCAGAAAAAUCUGAAGGCAGACUUGAUAAAAACGAUACGGAAGAGCCCAAAGCAAGCGAACCACCAGAAGUAAUCUCAGAACCAGAAAAAAGCAAGCGGAAAGUAAGCCGAAAGUCUAAGGAAAGAGAAAAGCUUGAAGAGGAAAAACCAAGCACUUCUGGUGAGAAGCAAUCAGAGCUAGCUGAGACCCUAGUUGUCGAGCCAGCAGUCGCGAAAAACAGACGCCGUCAGCGAUCAAAAGUGCCAGAGUCUAGCCAAAUGGAAUGUGUACAAAAUAAGACUGAAGCAAAAGAAGCUGCAGCGCCUGCCACAAGAAAGCGCAAGCGGCAGAGUCAAGAUGUUAGAAAGUCGACGGAUUCCACGGAAGAUGCAACAAAAGCUGAAGUAGAAGAUGUGCCACUGGCAAAGCGAGCACGCAGAGGACGCCCAGCAAGAGUCACUCCAGUGUCCACGAACGCUGAGUUUCCAACUCCUACCGGACGUGGCCGUAAAAGCAAAACAGUUGCAGCAGAAGCUACAACUGAGGGUCACACAGAAUCCAAGCCGGAUAUUGUGUCUUCCACACCCAUUAAAGCAGAGACAACGAAGCGAAAUCGUCGUUCAAACAUCGCUACACCUGCAGUUUCUACAGAUUCGGAAAACGUGGAAUCGGAUUGCACAGCUAUUCUUUCAGUUACGACAGUCAACUCCACACCGGAAUGUGCACCUAAGAAAAGAGGUCGUAGGCCAAAGUUGUUUGACAUUUCAGCGCUUGACCAAACUCCAAAGGCUGAGGGAAUAAGAGAAAAUUAUGCCGAAGGGCUAACGUUCAAAUUCGAAGGUCCAGAUUACUGGCCAAAAUCAGUGGACAUAAAUUUACGCCUCUUUCUCAUACGCAACCGUGAGCAGCUGGAGACCGACGAAGAUCUACGAGAGGAUGGUCGUGGUGAGGGACCAGUACAGUGUGGACUGUGCUUUGUGCGUUGUGAGAAGGACCAAUGGAAGACUCAUCUCUCCGAACACUAUGGCGUUGGUUGGCCCAUUGACGCUAAGCCAUAUUACGUCACGCGGAGUCUUAUGCUGGCUCCGAUGAUGAGCUAUGCCAAGAGUGGACGUCGGCUAACUUGUCGCCUCUGUGGUCGAACGUUGGCUUCUGGUCUGGGCAUGUUGUUGCAUCUGGAGGGCUGUGGCGCCGUACAUCAACGUGUUCAAUGCGAUAUCUGCAAUAAUUUCUACGCCACAACGUUCAUCACCACCCAUGUGCGCCAUUGCCAAAUUCGUCAGGUAAAAAUGGAACCAGAAGCUGCCACGGAUACAACAACAGCUGAUGAGAGCACUCCGGUAUUCAGUAACGCGGGUCGCGCAAAGCGCAAGUCAACCAUCAAAGCUGAAACAAAGCUGCAGAAAAUGGCAGCGCAACUGGGAGAUGAGCAAAAGCGACAGAAGGGAGCUGAUUUUGAAAACGAUUCCUCGGAUUACGAUAUGAACGUCGAUAAGGAAUCAUCGGAAGAAUAUGAGUCUGAAGGUGUAGACUCCAAUGAGGAAGAUGAUCAAGCUAAUUCAAAAGGGGAAGAUUACGUAAAAGGCAAGAAAUCCCGCGACGUUGGAUUAGCUGCAAAUUCCUCACGCAUUUCUGCUGAAGUCCUGAAGUCGGAAGGCGAUUUAGCUGUGCGAUGGAAAUAUUUCAUUGCCAAAAACUAUUCCAACAAUCCGCUGUAUGCCAGUUUAUUACCCUAUUAUGAACAACUGUCUCAUGCCGAGGCCAUCAAACUGCUGCCCUCCAGGGAGUCGUCAUCAAUGCGCUAUGCCUAUGGCCAUAAGGUUCAUGACUGGCUGCGACUAGCGCCCUUGGAGGCUUUUAAUAAGGAAGAUGAAUUUGUGUGUCAUUUGGGCAAGCCUAUUAAAAAGCUCGCUUGGGUUCCCUUGCCCCCGUCCGUUGAAACGCAAUAUUUGUUGUGCUCUCAGCGUCCAAAGAUGCUUAGCUUUACGCGACAGUUUAAGGACAAACAGCAGGAUGAUCUGCUGUUGUUGAUGGAGUGCAAAGUGGCUGCGAGUGACAAACGGAAAGAAUGGCCUCUGCAAAUUCGUCUGCACUAUGGCAUACGUGUUCAGGAAACAGUAAACAGCUUCGAAUUUAUGCCAAGUGGUGGUUACGAUGAGUCCACUAAUCGAUUGGGUCUUUUAGCCGUAGGCAGUUCAGCAGGUGUGGUCAUUUAUGCGCUGCCGUUGCUGUUGACUAAGAGUAAGACUGUUCGUCAGGAUGAAAGUCCAGUAAUUGUAUUGGAGCCAGGCAUCACAUUAAGCCUUGAUAUAAAUAAUCCUGUGCGGGAUCCUUGUAGCAUAAUAUCCUGGUCUCAAGCAUCUGGACACAAGCUGCUGGUGACUGGAUAUGCUAGCGGAAACGUUGCCUUCUGGAAUAUGGACGAUGUGGACGGUCUCAAUUGCAUUGAGCAGAAUAACCAACGGCACUUACUGCCAGCACACUACUUUUAUUUCGGCGAACGCAGCAUACAAAACUUGGAACUGCAUUAUGAUACAAAAGGCGCACGGUGGCUGGCUGUUGGCACCGCUGUGCGUAAAUACUGCGUCUAUGACAUUGCCAAUUGGUCUCAUCCCUUAGCAAUACUUGGGGAUAUGAUUAUCAACUUGUUUCUGGGCAGCAUGAUCUGGUCUCCCUUGUGGAGUUCCUUAAUCAUUGGCUGCUCUCAGUUGACGAGAGCUCAAUUUCCCCGUUUGAUUUCCAUAAAUCCUUUGGAGAUGAUUAUCUCUCGUCAAAAGACACUGGAUGUGAUGAUGAACACCAUUCGCGAUAUGCAUUUCAACUAUGAUCAAAAUAUGGUCGCAUCGAUCUCGGACAACGGAGAUCUUGCUUUUAUCCAAGCUAAUGAGUUUUCAUCGGACUCUGCUUUAAGAAAACGAAAAAAGAAAAAUCCUUUCAUCGCCUGUGAGGCGAACUUUCUGGGUGAUGAUGUGGAGCCAAAGCACGUGAGCCCGGAAGUAUUUCAAAGAGAUUAUGGUCUUCUGCUUAGACCAAUCAGAUGUGGAGUGGAAAGGGACAAGGCUUCCAGUUACCAAGACCCGAAGCGAGAGCCCAGUUUUAGUAUGCGAAAUAUGAUUCGAUCUAAUUCGGUGCGUUGGAACUGGAAUAGUUCAGCAACGAACUGGGUAGCUGUCGGAGCUGAGCAUGGACUGUUGCGGAUCGUAAAAUACAAAACGGACAAUUAAGUCUAGGUCGUUAAAAUUAAUAUUGAGAUUUUUGUUUACACUAAUUAAGAAUGUUGAUUGCUUUCUAAGAUUAUAUAAAAAUUUAUUUGAAUAUAAUGAAAUAAUUUAUUAGAACUCGUUAUAUAAUACAAA